Molecule: messenger RNA, 2081 nt
Organism: Synchiropus splendidus (mandarinfish)
Lineage: Eukaryota; Metazoa; Chordata; Actinopteri; Syngnathiformes; Callionymidae
Gene: p2rx2
Product: purinergic receptor P2X, ligand-gated ion channel, 2
Exons: 12
Coding region: 117-1337 (406 amino acids)
Biological process (GO): response to ATP; monoatomic cation transmembrane transport
Cellular component (GO): nuclear inner membrane; plasma membrane
Molecular function (GO): ATP binding; extracellularly ATP-gated monoatomic cation channel activity; purinergic nucleotide receptor activity
Source: RefSeq, a predicted model, not a curated record
AUUGGAGCAUUGAGAACAAGUUUAAUAUACAAGGGGGAAAAACAACUACAACAAUAUAGAACAAAUGCCCUGCAUCCCUGCGUAGCUAUUUUUUUCCAGAUUUGAUUUAAUUCAUCAUGGGACUCCGCGACUUUCUUAAAGAAUAUUUCCUUGGUUUCUGGGACUAUGAGACACCGAAAGUAAUGGUGGUCAAGAACCGAACUCUUGGAAUCAUAUACAGAGCAGUUCAGUUUCUUGUCAUCACAUAUUUUAUCUGGUAUGUGUUUAUAAGUCAGAAGGCAUAUCAAGAAAACGAAACCCGCCUUGUCAGCUCAAUUUACACUCGUAUGAAAGGCACAGCCGCUCUCGGGGACAAGGUUUUGGACACUGUGGAGUAUGCCCAACCCCCAGAGGGUGGUGAUGUCAUAAGUACUAUCCUGAGACGAGAAGUCACAUACGACCAGAGACAAGGAACCUGUGCGGAGCAUUUCAAUGUACCAAAAGCCAACUGUACGAGAGAUUCCGACUGCGUGGAAGGAGAGCUUAACUUUGAUGGCCAUGGCAAGAGGACCGGAAAAUGUGUCCCAUACUACAACCAUUCCUUCAAAACCUGUGAGGUCCAAUCCUGGUGUCCCAUUGAGGAGCAUGCUGUCCAGCGAGAGCCUCCCUUACUGGAGGCCAUCAAUUUCACAGUGUUCAUCAGAAACUCGAUUCUCUUCCCAAAGUUUGGACUUCGGAAAGGAAAUAUCAAACAAGCGUCGAACAAGCGUGACAUCUACAAAUAUCUCAGCAAGUGUCACUACGACGAGGAGAAGGAGCCCUACUGUCCCAACUUUCGUCUGGGAUACAUUGCUGAAAAAGCUCGAGAGAACUUCCACGAGCUCUGCAAGACUGGCGCUGUGAUAGGGGUAUUCAUUAAUUGGAGGUGCAAUCUGGACAUGGAUCCUUCACACUGCAAACCCACAUACUCCUUCCGGCGCUUGGAUAUGCGAAAAGAUGAAGCCAACUCUGGUUACUACAACAGGUUUGCAAAACAUUACUACAAAGAUGGAGUGGAGAUCCGGACCCUGAUAAAGGCCGUUGGAAUCCGCCUGGAUAUCAUUGUUCAUGGACAUGCUGGUAAAUUCAGUCCCAUCCCAACCAUCAUCAGCACAGUGACGGCCAUGACGUCAGUGGGAAUUUGCACCAUCAUCUGUGACUGGAUCAUGCUGACCUUCAUCGACAAGAAUGAAGUAUACAGUGAGAGAAAAUUUGAUGAAGUUAUCCAGGAACCUACGGAGUCGCAGCCUGCUCAACUCAGCCACAUCACCAGCUACGGCUCCAACCUCUCCGACCUGUCGGAAGGCGUGCCUUUGUGACGUCAGCAGUGGCGUCACGGGAGGACAGUGACUGAACUAAGAAGAGCAACUUCUCAGGAGUAUGUAGCAGCCUAAACGCCAUCGCUUCACUUCACUUCUAUAGUGGAAAACUAACAAGCUGCCAUGAAUCAUGUCAGACAUUAAGCUCCCCACUGACAGCCCCAAACAUUUAAGCUUAAGUGUGUCAGGCAUAAUGAGGAGACAGGAGGAAACGGCCUGGAGAUUCAUGAGAGGAGUAAUCUAAUAACUGCAGCACUUCCCAUAAGAUGGUUCCUUUAACAAGAUUGUGUGGAAGUGUGAAUCCAUCUGGAGAGUAGUAGCGAACGCAAUGGACUGAUAUGCCAGGACCGAUGGAGGAGAACAGGGGAAGAGACAAAAACAUGGACAAGUCAAAGGAUUGACUGGUGAUGCUGCACAGAAGAAGUGUUGAAAUGAAGAGCAUUUGUGCGCUGCCAGUGUGUUGGCAUGCUCUGCUGAGAAGAGCUGCUCUGACAGCGCCGAAGCGCAGAUGUGAUUAGUUGUCGGGUGGACACCCAUCCACCAGCAAUGUGAGUCAUCUGAGGGAAAAUGAGGUUAAAGUGAUGGAGGUCGAAUCUUCGCACCAUGAUGGUGGUUUCUCACAUUCUUUUCUUGCAUGGAGCAUUUUGUACUAUUAAAAAUACAUCAGAAUCAGGUGUGAUUCAGAAAAGAACCCCAUUGUCUUAGGGGUGGCCAACGCAAACAGCAGUGUCUAACAGGAUGAAC